Messenger RNA from Teleopsis dalmanni, 6550 nucleotides. It is a transcript of the gene Ubr3, whose product is annotated as E3 ubiquitin-protein ligase Ubr3. The coding region runs from base 75 to 6383 and encodes 2102 amino acids. Lineage: Eukaryota; Metazoa; Arthropoda; Insecta; Diptera; Diopsidae. Gene Ontology annotation, biological process: ubiquitin-dependent protein catabolic process via the N-end rule pathway; protein ubiquitination. The transcript has 13 exons. Gene Ontology annotation, molecular function: zinc ion binding; ubiquitin protein ligase activity. Gene Ontology annotation, cellular component: cytoplasm; ubiquitin ligase complex. The record is from RefSeq and is a predicted model, not a curated record.
UACAUAAAUAUAUAUAUAUAUAUUAAUAUUGAUAAUUUUAAUAAAAAAAUUAGAGAAUAUAAUUCUCUUUAAAAAUGGAUGAAGACGAAAAUUUGCCAAGUGGAUAUGCAAAUAAUGCAAAUUCUAAUGAUAACGAUGGAGCCGCUGGCGAUUCCGUUGCUACUGGUGAUAGUAGAAUAAAUGCAUAUGUUUCCGAAACUGAGGACGAUGCAAAUUUGCAAAACCGUUCAAAAAUAACAAAAAUCUCAAAUACUUCGAGUGCAAAUGGAAAAAAAACAGCAUCCGAAUUGAGUGCUGGUGCAAAACCUAGUUUCUGUUUUGGUAUAUCGUCAUUUAGCUUACGUAGCCGCAAAGAGGUUGCUGCACUUGUCAAUGGAGAAUGUUGUCGUGGAGGGCCGACGCCGGAUUUAGACUCCCUUAUGAAUACAUUAUUCAAUGCAAACACAGCUAUAGAUAAUCCAAAUAAUAUUGAGUGGGUACGCUGGUUAAUUGCUGGUGGUCGUACGCCACAGGAAUUUGUUAAAAUUAUACGUAGUUACGACAAUCAUGCUAAAUGUGGACUUGUUUGGGUACCACACGUCGUGGCGUAUAGGUGCAGAACUUGCGGAAUUUCGCCCUGCAUGUCAAUUUGUAGAGAUUGUUUUAAAAAAGGUGAUCAUACAAAUCAUGAUUUUAAUAUGUUCUUAUCUCAAGCGGGCGGUGCUUGUGAUUGUGGUGAUACGUCUGUGAUGAAGGCUGAGGGUUUUUGUUGUGACCACGGUAUAAAUAAUCGAGCCAAUAAAGAUCCUGUUCCUACAAAUUUACUUGCUGUGGCUGAAGUGAUUAUGCCUAAACUGUUAUUUCGACUCUUACAACAUUUUCGCGAACAUAGUGAUGCUACAUCACAGACAUAUAAUAUGGCUGCAUAUUCGUGUGAUGAAUUCGCUAAUAUGUUAAUCGAUCUAAAUAAUAUGGGAGAAAUAAUGCGUAAAGUCAUGACCCGCGCACUUAUGAAUCCUGAGGUUUAUAAAAGUUUCAAUGAAUCUUCAUAUAUGGAUACAGUUGAAGGUCGAUAUCUUAGAUCAAAUAAAGAAAAAUAUGAGGAUGCUGUUAAUAGAUUUCCGCGUCCUGAACCUCCCGAUGAUUACAAACACUUGCCUGCAUUAGGUGAAAAAUUAGUACACACAACAUUACUUGAGGAGUUCAUAUUUUGGACAUUUAAAUUUGAAUUUCCACAAAAUUUGGUUUGUUUUCUAUUAAAUAUGUUGCCAGACCAAGAGUAUAAGGAACAUCUAACUCGUACAUUUGUAAUGCACUAUAGUCGCAUACCAUCGGUUUUGGAAAUGUCACGUGAUCCCGAUACAUUAAGUAAUCGCGUCGUCCAUAUGAGUGUACAAUUAUUUUCAAAUGAAACUUUAGCACUCAAAAUGGUUAAUGAACUUUCGUUGUUACAUGUUAUGAUUAUUAGUUUGAAACUAAUGAUGUCGAAAAUUCUCAUACAAAACACUUUGCAUGAUCCUGGUAAAAAUUUUCAUUUCGUUAUUGAUUGUACGCGUCAAGUGAUGAAAGAUCACUGCUAUUGGCCUCUUGUAUCAGAUUUUAAUAACGUACUCUCCCAUGAAUCUGUUGCUCUGGUAUUUCUUCGUGACGAUAAUCUUAUAGACAUGUGGUUCCAAUUUCUAUCUAUGUUGCAAGGAAUGAAUGUAAAUGUACGUGAAACUACUUCACAUGUUGAAUUCGAACCGAACUCAUAUUAUGCGGCAUUCUCAUGCGAGUUAGAAGCAAGUGCGUAUCCUAUGUGGUCCAUUAUUUCACAUUUACAAGAUAACACACAUGCGCAUUUGGCUAAGAAAAUUAUAUCAUAUUGUGUCAACACUUUGCAUGAAUGGAUCGAUGCAAUCUACUUCGUAGAACCAAUACUAACUAAGGAUGAAAUGAUGCAAGCAUCCUUUCAUUUUCCUCUGCACCGAUACUUAGCUGCUUUCAUAUGUCAAGCUGUUACCAAAAUGGGAAUGCCAUUAUCGCAAAUUUUGCCGGAAAACAAUAUUUUGCCACUUCUAAUGAUACACCCCUUAAGAGUACAGAGCUUUUUUUACGAAAUAUUAGGUGGAAAGUGGGUGCGAAAUGGCUUGCAAAUAAAAGGUCAGGCCAUGACUUAUAUACAAGCGAAUUUUUGUAAUUCAAUGGCCGAUAUGGAUUUAUUUUUCUUGCAAUUGUGCUCUACCAAUAUGGUAAAUAGUACCUUUUUGCAAGUCACUAUGAAGCUAUUCAGCAUUGAACCGUGGUUAGAAAGUGCACCUUUAAAGCAACCGCAGAAAGCGGAGCACUCUUCAAUGUUGGAAGGUUUUCUCACAUUUCUGGCAACUCUAGUUACCAGCCGUACUAAUUUAGGCAAUGAUGAGGCCACACAGUGUAUUAUAGAAAUAAGCGCAUUAUUGGCUACUGAUAAUAAAACGCAUUCACAAUUGUUGGAACUGAUGCCAGAACGGUCAGGAAAUGUUCACACAAAGAAUUUUGAAAUAUUUCUAAAAGAAUUAUCCGUAUAUAAAGCUCCGUCAUCUGGUUCAGAAAAUUUAGAACAAGGUUUGUUUACACCUAUUGAUGACGUUUGGGAAAAAUAUUAUGAUCCCUUACAUGUAUUGUUACGCGCUGUACACCGUCGUGAUUUCCAAUCAUCAUUAGAUCGAUUUACUAAUUAUGUUAAAAGUAAAAAUAAAAUGCCAGUCAGCGGUAAUUUAUGGCCACCAUUUAGGCUUCCGAAGCCUGUUGGAAAAGCUUUUAGCAAUCCAUGUGAAGUAUUGAACUCUCAUAUAUUCCAUUCUGUAGUUCUUUCGAUACUAUUUCGAGCAGUUCAUUCAAGAGACGUUUCCGAACAUUUGCUAGCGCUUGUCAUAUUUUUACUAGAAAUCAGUAUAGAAGCAAAUGAAACCGAUAACAAAGAAUCUAGUAGUGCUGGAAUAGUGGAAGUCAUUGAUCAUAAAAGUUCUUCUAAAUAUCCAAAUUCGUCAAAAAGAUCCCCACCUAAACUCUUUCAAUGCUAUAGAACAGAUAAUCUUAGUUGUAAUUUAAGACAUGUGGUUUCAAAGAUCUCACUUAACACUGAAGAAAACGACAUUGCAACAUCUGCUUAUCGUUCAAAGACGUACUAUCCUGAUAUUGAUUUUGAAGAUAUGCCAGGAGCGGCUGCUAUGAUAACAGGGAGUGAUCAUGAUUUACUUGGUGGAACUGUUAGCAAUCUGUCUACAGCAAUGGUGCCUGUUCGUAUGCCCAAUAUGGAGGUUGCUAUACCACCAGAUCUUUCUGUGGUACCGGAGCAAGGACUUAUUAUCAGUCAAGAUAGUCAAGAUGACGAUGACGAUGAUUCUUUACGAGAAUUAGGAAAUGCCAUAGAAAACACACCACAAAAUUUAGGAUAUCAUUUUACAUUACAACCAAUAACGUUACCUGAAAGUGGUAUGGAGGUUGCAAUACGACGAGAUUUAUUACUUGCCGAAAAUACUACGACUGAUGUUGUACCAGACGGUGCUACAGUCGCCGCUGUACAACGUCAGCAAAACGAAAUGUUCUCUCCUACCACUCCAAACGCAAACGCGAUGCUUUUGCCUUUUCAACGUGUCCAACCGGUGGCAGUGCCAAGCAGCAAUAUGGAUAUAGUGCCUUCAAAUACAAUACCAAGAGCUGUUAGUACUUUUGGAUCACUACGUUCUUACGAGAGUAUGACACGUAAACGUACCGUAGAUAAUGCUAUUGCUGGUAGUAAAAACGAAAUUCCAAUUGGAGAAAGUAUUCUUACAUUAUUAAUGAAAUUACACUCACAGUUGAGUGGUACAUUAGACAGUUUCUCCCUUUCUGAUGGUGCGCCAAUUGAUAACUCCGAAAAUACUUCAAACGAUCACAUGGAUACAAGUGAAAAUGAUUCAAUGGAUAUAGACUGCAAUGAGGCCAGUACAUCAACUGCUGCUACAAGCUCUGAUUCUAGUCAACGAAAUUCAAAAAAACGACUGCACAACUACAAAAAAAUACAUGUCUCAGAAUCUCGUAUUGGGGACGGCCCUUACUUUAUAGGAAAUUUGUUGCGAAAAAUUGCAAAACAAGACGAGCUUUGCGCACAAAAUAUUGAAGAAAUUCGUUCACGAUUAUGGCCAAAUCAAAGAGAAAAACAAGCUGAACAAAAAGCUCGGGAAGCUAAAGAAAAAGAAGAACGACGUGAACGGGCACGCGAUAGGCAAAUGAAAAUGAUGCAAGAGUUUGCGAAUAAACAAAAACAGUUUAUGCAAACUGCUGCACAAAAUAUGGAAUGUGGUUUUGACGAUGUGGAAGAUGAAGCUUUCGAGGAACAACCAAGAGAGAAGGAAUAUGAUUGCAUUAUAUGUAAUUGUACGACUUCUAGUACUGAAUCAAAUCCAAUUGGGCUAGUUGUACUAGUGGAAUCCAGUGGUAUAGUUGGACAUCGACGUCGCAAUGUUGAGCGCUUACCUCUACCAUUAUCUGCUGAAGAUGAACAACGACUUAAACAAAGUUCCCGUCUUGCAACUGAAUUUAAUAGGCGUACUGAACUACUUACGCUUAAAUUUGGCGAAGAGUCUUGGUAUCUGUCUAAUAACAUGUCUUAUGAAAAUGGUAUACAUGUGCAGUCAUGUGGUCAUCAUGUUCAUCUAAGUUGCUUAGAUGCCUAUUUGAAGACUUUGUAUGCUACACAACGGCAACUUGUACACGAACGUGGCGAAUUUAAUUGCCCUGUAUGUAGACAAUUAUCGAAUUCGGUAUUACCGUUAAGCCCACAGCUAGAUCGACCAACACCACUUGUACGUUCUGGCACACAACCUUUUGAGCAGUUAGUCUCUGAAUUAGCAGAAUUAAUAAAAGAUAAUGAGAAAUCUCCUACAUCUACAAAACUCUCUGAAGCCAUGGGUCGUGCAAUGGAAGAUAUGACCAAUAUAACAAACCGGAAAUCAAAACGCGUUCAUCCAACAUUUCGUAAUCUAUUUGUUUUUGUUACUUCAAUAGCUAGAACGAAUCUUGAAUCAGAAAUAAUACAAAGAGGUGGUUCUCUUUGUUCAGUUACUUCCACUCGUUACAAACCGAAACGUGAUUGUAUUGUACCCUUAUUGCAUGUGUUAUCAGUUCAUGUGCGUGUUCUGGUAGAAUGGCCGUUGUGGCGAUCGUGGGCUUCUUUAGCCGGAAUGCCAGUAAUUGACUCGGCACCUGUGCCUGCGCAUUGCCGUGAAUUAAUACCAAGUCUUUUAGCGGAUCCGAUAGCACUGCUUUUAAAAUUCAUAUUAUUAGCUCCUUUGCAUUUGGAUCAAGAAUAUUUUACAUGCAUGGUGAAAGUUAUGUACAAUCUUCUAUACUAUCAAAUUAUCGUGCAAUUAUGCAUUACCCUAACUGAUCUCGAAUGUGAUUAUAUAUUAUCCAAAUUUAAUGUGCUACCUUCUGCUGAAAACGUUUAUAGUCGCACACACGUAGGUGCAGCUGGAAAUCUUUCAUACUUGGGGCGUGCCAUGGCAUUGGUAUUGAAUCAAACAAAUCGUCUGACGCAUUUGCGACGUGAAAGUAUACCCUCCACAUCGGGAAGUGGUUCAACGUUACUAAGCACUGCCGUCUCUUCGACAUCGAAUGAUGCAAUAACAACUAUUGAAGUCAAUUUAAAAUCUAUGGAAAUGCAAUUGCAGUCAUUGUGCUUACCUUUUCUUCGCAUUGCAGCACUAUUAAGACAACAUCUAUACCAUUAUGAUAUGCCAGAAAUUUCAGCUCCUGGAUUAGAGUUUGUACGCUUAGUAUACUAUUUAGAAUUGGUUACAGAUUCAAUGGAUUGGGACUGUUUUAAUGCAUCGAAAGGUCUUUGUUUUAUACCUGGUACCGAGCACACAUUACCGCAAUUUUGGUGUGAACAGCUUAUGGAUAUUAGGCCACCAACAGAUACAAUACGUGAACUAAUAAUUGUCAACCAGCAUGCUUCAUGGCAGCAACCAAAGUUGCUUGAAUUGCCGCGCGAAUAUGAACGCUUAUUUACGUAUUAUCAUGAACGCCCUUGCUUAAAUUGUUAUAAAGUUCCAAAGGAAAGUUCAAUAUGUUUAUUAUGUGGGACAAUAGUAUGUCUAAAGCAAAAUUGUUGUUCGGAAAAUGAAUGCUGCGAAGCUGUCAGACACACAAUCACUUGUGGUGGUGGCAUAGGAAUAUUUCUUGUAGUGACUUCAACCUAUAUAAUUGUAAUACGAGGACGACGUGCUUGUUUGUGGGGCUCUUUAUAUUUAGACGAUUUUGAUGAGGAAGAUCGGGAUUUAAAACGAGGGAAGCCACUUUAUCUCAGUCAAGAUAGGUUUAAUCUAUUGGAAUCACAAUGGUUGUCACAUAAGUUUGCUCACACAAAACAUACUUGGGUGUUCCAUAGAGACUUGUUGUGAAAUAUGGAAGAACUAUUGCGAAGUAUACAAGAACUUGUUGGACAAAUAUAAAUCGAGAAACAAAUAAAUCUUAACAUAAAAGGAAUUCGGACAGGAUUAAGUGCACAUGCGAACAUAUAUAUAUAUAUAUAUAUUUACAUAUGCAUACAUGUAUAUGUAUAUAUGUA